Molecule: messenger RNA, 1466 nt
Organism: Salvelinus sp. IW2-2015
Lineage: Eukaryota; Metazoa; Chordata; Actinopteri; Salmoniformes; Salmonidae
Source: RefSeq, a predicted model, not a curated record
UAGAUAUUGUCAAUAGUGUACAAUAUAGCGUUAAGCAUGGACAGUACCUAAUUUAACUACCUCUUUUCCCCCAAUCACUGUCUUAGGUGAAGGACAUCUCACUGGAGGCCACAGGAGCUUUGUGAAGCCAGUAGGACACAACGUGUGGAGAGAUGACCAACCAAUAGUUAUAGAUGAGGGCAGGGGAACCUCCACCCAGCAUGUUAUCGUGAAAGCGUCUGCAGAUGCAGAGGCUGCAGGUCCUGGGUUCAAGCUGGAAAGGUAUGAAGGAAAGGAGGACCCACCACACAGCAGAGACAUCCAGACUGGAGUGCUUGCUGUAGCUACGGAGGUCCCCACCCUCGCCCCAGCACUGCCCAGGGCCCAAUGCAGCAUCACGGAGGUCAGUGGAACGCUGAACACCGUCCUCAAGUCAGAGACAGACACUGAGACUUUAACGGUGCUGGAGCGACUGGGCGGUCCUCCUGCUCCCCGCUCAGAGUAUUUAGUUUACGGGAGCCCGAGGACGGUUCUGUUCCAUCAGGACUCAGGUGAUGCGUUACAGACUGGCAAUGAUCCGUCCUGUUCAUACGCUACAGACACAGAGAUGAUACCUGGUGACAUGCCUGUGGGCUUAGAUACACAGACUAAUUCAAUGAGAGGGGACUGGAACCGGUACAGUAGUAGUGUCUACUCUGAAAUGUGUCUAGAUAAGAAAGGGGAGGGUCUGGUCAUAGAUGAGGUGACUGUGAAAGUGGAGGGUGACAUUCCUCUGACAUGGAAUGCAGACGAGACUCACUUAGGAGAAGGACACUCUCAGGAAAACAAGAGUGACUUCUUAGACUACAGGGAAAGCUUAGAGCCAAAUCCAAAUAUCGCAACCCACUCCCCUUUACACACGCUCAAGGAUCGCGACCCAGUGUCCACGUCUAUGGCACCUUCCGAUUCACACAACCGUGCCCUUUUCGAUCAGGUAUUGAACUCAAACGACAGGGCUAGAGCCCAGGCUCAGGGAGGGGGAGCAACAUCAGGCGGUAAUAAGGAGAAACGGUUCUUCUGCAUGUUCUGUAACAAAGGCUUCAACUGCCCUCAGAAGGUGGAGAUCCACCAGAGGGUCCACAUAGGGGUGAAACCCUUCAGCUGUACCCAGUGUCACAUGCGCUUCUCCCUGGCUUGGAACCUGAAGAUCCACCAGAGGGUCCACACAGGGGAGAAACCUUACAGCUGUACCCAGUGUCACAUGCGCUUCUCCCACUCGUCCAGCCUGAAGAGGCACCAGAGGAUCCACACAGGGAAGAAACAAUUCAGCUGCCCCUAGUGUGGGAAGAUGUUCUCCCACCAGAACCAGCUGAUGAUGCACUUGAAGUUUCACACAGGAGAAAGGUUGUGGGAAGAGGUUCUCAGAGAGGAGCUACCUCAGGAUACAUAAGCAGAAAAAACAUUUGACUCUAUAMUAUAGAAAAGUAACCAUUUCACUCGAUAGCUUC